UUUUUUCCUUUUUGGUGUUUGCUCUCUCAAAACUAGUACCAUGUAUUUUUUCUCCACAGGGAAGCAGCUAUCCAAUACAUAAAUACAUAAAUCUUCUCUUUAAAAUUUUAGUAAACACUAAAAACCAUGGCCGGGAGCUGUGGAUUGAUGGAUAGGGGCAAAAGAUAAAAGCGUCCAAGGGGGUUGGUCCCUUGACUCUCUUCACUCUCUUCACUUCUCACGACUCGUCACAAUCCCAUUGUCCCCAAUUUCCAUCGGCCUCCUCCACCGCAGCCACCGUCAACGCCGCAACCACGACCGCCGCCGCCGCCGCCGCCUUUUCUGUUUUCAGUUAAUCAUUUUUCCCGUUAUUAGGGCUUCAAGCGAAGAAGAAAGCGUCCUUUUUGAAUGCUGUGAUUCAGUAUGAAUCACCCUCUGAACGCUCGGAUUCAAACCCCAUCUUCGUCUGCAUUUCCUCCUCCGUGCUUCUCCUCCGCCUCCCGAGCUCGCGAGUUCCCACGGCUUUUGCCAUUGGCAUUGUGUGCCUCUCAAAGGAUAAGUCAUUGCUUUGGGAUCAAAUUGGAGGCUUUUGUUGAUUUUAGUCUCUCAAAAAAUUCCGUAGCUUCCAGACAUUCCUUGGGACGCUCUGAAGCACAGGCUUGGUUUCUAAAGCAAGCUGUUAACAAGUACUCGUUGCCGUUAGAAGCGUUAGCAACUUCUAAAACUCAAGAUAUAUCUGCUGCGCCUCUUUCUCCUGGUGAAAAUAUAGGCGUCUUGUUGCUGAACCUUGGGGGCCCAGAGACUCUUGAAGACGUGCAACCUUUUCUGUUUAACCUUUUUGCUGACCCGGAUAUUAUUCGAUUACCAAGAUUGUUCCGUUUUCUUCAGAAGCCUUUGGCACAAUUUAUAUCUGUUCUUAGGGCACCUAAGAGUAAAGAAGGGUAUGCCUCGAUUGGUGGUGGUUCUCCUCUUCGCCGGAUGACUGAUGCACAGGCUGAAGAGUUGAGGAAGUCUCUGUGUGCAAAGAAUGUGCCAGCGAAGGUCUAUGUUGGUAUGCGUUAUUGGCAUCCAUUCACCGAAGAAGCUAUUGAACAGAUAAAAAGAGAUGGAAUUACAAAGCUUGUGGUGCUUCCACUUUAUCCGCAAUUCUCCAUAUCAACUAGUGGUUCAAGUCUUCGUUUGCUGGAGAGCAUAUUCCGGGAGGAUGAAUAUCUAGUGAACAUGCAGCACACAGUAAUACCUUCCUGGUACCAGCGAGAAGGAUAUAUAAAGGCCAUGGCAGAUUUAAUUCAAAAGGAGUUAGAAAAUUUUGACUGCCCCAAGGAGGUUUUGAUAUUUUUUACUGCUCAUGGUGUUCCACUUACAUAUGUGGAAGAAGCUGGUGAUCCGUACAAGGCUGAGAUGGAGGAAUGUGUGGACUUGAUAAUGGAAGAGUUAGAAAAGAGAAGGAUAGCAAAUACAUAUACACUUGCCUAUCAGAGUAGAGUUGGGCCUGUUGAAUGGUUGAAGCCUUAUACAGAUGACACAAUCGUUGAGCUUGGGCAGAAAGGAGUUAAACGUCUUCUUGCUGUCCCAAUAAGCUUUGUCAGUGAGCAUAUUGAAACUCUAGAAGAAAUUGAUGUUGAGUACAAAGAGUUAGCCUUAAAAUCUGGUAUAGAGAGAUGGGGGCGUGUUCCUGCACUAGGAUGUGAGCCCACCUUCAUUUCAGAUUUAGCAGAUGCCGUGAUUGAAAGCCUUCCUUAUGUAGGAGCAAUGGCAGUCUCAAAUCUUGAAGCUCGGCAGUCUUUAGUUCCACUUGGCAGCAUAGAAGAGCUACUGGCAGCAUAUGAUUCACAAAGAAGGGAGCUACCCCCACCUGUGACAGUUUGGGAAUGGGGUUGGACAAAAAGCGCAGAAACUUGGAAUGGCAGGGCAGCUAUGCUGGCAGUGCUUGUUCUUUUGGUCCUGGAAGUAACCACCGGUGAGGGAUUUCUGCAUCAAUGGGGCAUAUUGCCCUUGUUUCCCUGAAUGAAAACUUCAUAUCUGUUUGUGCAUAUGAGUAAAUUUUCCUCUUAUCAUUUUCUGUAAAUUUAUAGUACCAUAUUCCAAGAAGUCACACGCGAACACGUAAGAUGAGAAUGUCUUGUGGUGAGUAAACUAUAACUGUAAACACAAAAGGAAAAGAAAAAUAAAUAAAUAAAAGAAUAACUGUGAUGAAA
Messenger RNA from Malania oleifera, 2177 nucleotides. Its product is annotated as ferrochelatase-2, chloroplastic. Bases 403 to 1986 code for a protein of 527 amino acids. Gene Ontology annotation, molecular function: protoporphyrin ferrochelatase activity. Gene Ontology annotation, biological process: heme biosynthetic process. The transcript has 10 exons. Lineage: Eukaryota; Viridiplantae; Streptophyta; Magnoliopsida; Santalales; Ximeniaceae. The record is from RefSeq and is a predicted model, not a curated record.